AGAUUGAAUUCACUUCAGGAACUUCAGCUCCUUGAGAUCAUGUGCAAUUAUUUCCAAGAGCAAACCAAGGAUUCAGUCCGGCAGAUCAUUUUCUCAUCUCUCUUCAGCCCUCAAGGAAACAAAGCAGAUGACAGCAGGAUGGCUUUACUAGGAAAGCUGGUUUCCAUGGCAGUGGCUGUGUGCAGGGUUCCUGUUCUGGAAUGUGCUGCCUUCUGGCUGCAGCGAACCCCCGCUGUGUACUGCGUGAGGCUAGCCCGAGCCUUGGUUGAUGACUACUGCAACUUGGUGCCAGGGUCCAUCCAGACGCUGAAGCAGAUAUUCAGCGCCAGUCCUCGCUUCUGCUGCCAGUUCAUUACCUCUGUCACGGCGCUCUACGACCUCUCUUCAGAUGACCUCAUCCCUCCUUCAGAUCUGCUUGAGUUGAUUGUUUCCUGGAUCUUUGAAGACCCUCGCUUGAUCCUCAUCACCUUUCUAAACACACCUAUUGCAGCCAACCUGCCAAUAGGGUUUUUAGAGCUCACCCCGCUGACCGGACUGAUCCGUUGGUGCGUGAAGGCCCCCUUGGCUUAUAAAAGGAAGAAGAAAGCCUCUCUCUCAAAUGGACAUCCUCCCAGCAAAAUUGCCAAGGACUCGGCUUCAGGAGAAGACAGAGAUUGCCAUCAGCUGUAUUCAAAACUGCAUCUAAGUGUCCUGCAGGUUCUCAUGAUGCUUCAGGGGCAUUUAACGGAGAAGAAUCUUUAUGGGCGCCUGGGGCUGGUACCCUUUGACCACGUGGUUCCACUCGUUGAGGAAAUUAACAGACUAUCUGACGAACUCAAUCCUCUCAACGCAUCCAAAGAGAUUGAACUGGCUCUAGACAGGCUGGCUCAGGCUUUGCAAGUGGCCAUGGCAUCAGGAGCGCUCCUGUGCACUAGAGAUGACUUGAGAACUGUGUGUUCCAGGCUACCGCAUAACAACCUGCUGCAGCUGGUGAUUUCAGGUCCAGUCCAGCAACCGACCCACGGCGCUCUGCCACCAGGAUUUUAUCCUCAUAUCCAUACUCCUCCUCUGGGCUACCCCGCUCACCCGGCUCACCCUGCGCUACCCGCUCACCCGGCUCACCCGGCGCUCCCGGCUCACCCCGUACAAACGUUUAUACCAGGAAUGACAUUCCCAUACCGACCUAUCCGCUAA
Balearica regulorum gibbericeps (East African grey crowned-crane) is the source of this 1173-nucleotide messenger RNA. The record is from RefSeq and is a predicted model, not a curated record. NCBI's taxonomy places the organism in Eukaryota, Metazoa, Chordata, Aves, Gruiformes, Gruidae.